Cetraspora pellucida is the source of this 8145-nucleotide messenger RNA. The record is from the annotation of a GenBank genome assembly. Lineage: Eukaryota; Fungi; Glomeromycota; Glomeromycetes; Diversisporales; Gigasporaceae.
AUGGCAGAAGGAAGAGAGUUUAGGCCACAUGAACCAUAUACCAAUCGCUUAAAAAGAAUUCUUGAAGACUACCCUGAAAGUUCACAGGUCCUUCGCGAGAUCCUACAAAAUUCGGAUGAUGCCCAAAGCACAGAACAAAUAUUUAUACUUGAUCAUAAUACAUAUGAUGAAAAGAGCCUUCUUAAACCCGAGCUUAAGAGAUUCCAAGGACCUGCGAUGUUAUCAAUAAAUAACACAAAAUUUAAUGAUUAUGAUUUUAAAUCAUUGGAGAAUUUGGGUAGUAGUGAAAAACAAAAUCAAUAUGAUAAAAUUGGUGAAAUGGGCAUCGGUUUCAAUUCUAUUUAUCAUUUAUGUGACAGUUGCUCGUUCAUCACUAGUAAUAAAUUUGCAAUUCUUGAUCCUCAUGAGUGGUAUUAUAGGGGAGGCGCUAUAUAUGACGAUUUUGCCACCUUAUCAGAAAAAUAUCCUGAUCAAUUUUAUCCUUUUAAAAACCUUGGAAAAAAAUUUAAAAUUCCAUUUGAUGGAUCAUUCGACGGCACGAUCUUUCGAUAUCCUUUGCGCACUGAACAAGAUUCUAAGAAUUCAAAAAUCUCAGACAAAAUUUGUAACCCAGAUAAAGUUCUAGAAAUGUUUAAAACAUUUUUUAAAAAUGAUAGUGUUGAUUGUCUACUUUUUCUUAGAUAUAUUGAACGUAUCGAAUUUUACGAGUUGAAGGAAGGAAAAUCUGAGCCUGAAUUAAUUUACAAGAUUUUACUGAAAGAUGCAGAAAAAGUACGCGAAAGGCGUCAGAUGAUUGUUAAAGCAAUUUCUCCAAUGAUGAAGAAUCUUAAAGAAAAUAAACUUAUUCAAAAAACAACAAUAGACGUAUCAUACAAUGCAUCCAUUGUUCUAUAUGAAAAAGAAGAAGUUGUAGAUGAGUCUUUAUGGCUUAUUUUGAAUAUGCUUGAUGAUUUACAUAAUGCGAAAACCAAAUUUCCGAAUGACUUUGGUGAAAGGCUUGGUACUAUAUCAAAUGUAGGGUUAGCUGCAAAGUUAAAUUUAAGUCAGAAUAACUUUCAUGGAAAACUAUUCUGUUUUUUUCCUUUUCCGAUAAAUACCCCAUUCCGAGUUUCCAUAAAUGGGCAUUUUGCAGUUACUAAUAAUCGACGUAAUAUAUGGUACGAAGAUCCUAAAGAUUUGUUCGAUAAAUCUUUGGCUAAUUUGAAAAAUAAAUGGAAUCAUUAUCUUUUCGAAGAGGUUAUACCACAAGCUUGGGUGAAAUUUAUUAUUAAGCUUCAAUCCCAUGUAGAUCAAAAAGAAGCUUACUAUAAGUUUUGGCCAAUUGUGGAUCCAGCUCAAUUUACAUCAAUAUUCUUUAUAGAUCUUCUAAAAAAUAUGAUGAGAAAGAUUAAUGCAGACGAUAAAAUUUUUCGUGAACAUGACCAAACGUUAUCUAUUUCAACGGGAUAUUUUCAAGAUAAAUUGUGUGUCGAACCAGAUAUAUUGAGUAAGAUUGGAUUUCCACUUAUCACCGCUCCCUCCGAAAUCAUUGAAGCGUUAAAAAACUCUGAUAGGCAUUCUUCUCUCAGAUUUUAUAAUCCUAGUAUUGUGAGCGAAUUUCUUCAACGUCACGAAAAAUGGCAUGAUAAGCUGGAAAGAAAUGAGAUCUUAAGAUUGUUCGGUUAUUUAAUGAACGAUGAAAAUUAUGAGAUAUUGGAAGGUCUGAAAAUGAUGCCAUUGGCUAAUGGAGAAUAUAAAACAAUAUCUAGAGACGGCACGGUAACGUAUAUAUGUCCAGAUCACCUUACGGGUCAAGGUGAAAAUGAUCCACGCGAAAUUUUUGAAGAUCAAUCUGAAAAGUUCAUUGCUAAAGACAUCUCACCCGAUUUAUUGAGUCGUUUGAUCGAUAAAAUAACAAAAGGAUGGGAUUUUAAAAUCGAGAUACUAACUCCACAAAAUAUUGUUGACAUGGUUAAAAAUAAAAUUGAUCUAAACGAUAAGGUUGACCUUGAAUGGAUUAAUCGACUUUGGCGUUAUUUAUGUAAUAAAUCCAAUGAAAUUGAUUUGAAAUUAUUUGAAGAUCUCGAUAUUAUCCCAACAAAACAAAAUAUCGAUAUUCUCAGAAAACUUAAAACAAAUCAAAUAAAAUAUUUUUUUAACAGCAUGCAGAGCCAUUUUGAUCAGGUAUAUCCUAUUCUUGAAAAACUUGGCAUAAUUUUUAUAAAUAGCGAAUUUGAAAACAAUGUAGUUCAUUUAAGGACAAGGCUUUCAGCAUAUAUUUGCGAUAUAAGUGAUAUAAAAUCAGUUUUAUCAUCGAUAAACACGGAUGAAGCAUGUAAAUUAGACAUGAAUGAAACGGAACUUUUUAUAAAAUAUUUAAAUUCUUUACACAUUACCUCAGCUCUUGCCAAGGAUCAUAUUGAAACUAUAAAAUGCUUACCAAUUUUUAAAGAGGUUGGUAAAAGUGAGACUACGAGCCUAAAUUCUGAUGAAAAUGUUUCUUGGUUUCUUCUGCCAAUAGAAGAUGAAAAUGACUACGGUCAGAUAAUUGCACCACCAAAGGAAUUUAAGUUUCUUGACACAACAUCUACGGAUAUACGUUAUUUGCUAGAGAAUAUUAUCAAAAUUCCGCGUUUGCCACAAGUUGAUUAUUGGAGAGAUUAUGUGAUAAAGUAUUUGGAAGUUAACCAUAAUAAAGAGAUUGUAGUUGGAAAACUUUUUGAACGACUGCCAAGGCUUCUUUUUUCAGACAGUUCGCUAAUAAACAAAUUGGGCAAUAUUCCUAUUGUGCCUUGCGCGACGAUUCGAGUGGCUCGAGGACAAAAUAUUGAUCCAAUCAAGUACAGAAGACCUAUUGAUCUUUAUGAUUCUUCUAUACCUGAAAUUACGCAAUUAUUUUUCGACGAUGAGCAAAUUUUCCCAACAGAGAAGUUCUUGAAUCUACACCAUUACUUUUUGAAAACUCUGGGAAUUAAAACUUCACUUUCACCAGUAGAUAUCGUUGAGAGAAUUAAUACAUAUAUAAAACGCCAGGAAACAAUAAAACCUAACGAUGAGGUGUACGAUAAAUCGCGCAAUCUGCUUAUUUAUAUUGAUGAAAAUUGGAAUUUACUCUUAGAUAAAAAUGAUGAAUUUUUAUCAGUUAUUAAGUCUUCAAAAUGGAUUCCGACUAUUGACAAUGUUGGUAAAAAGUCAUUCUCUAGUUCAUCUGAAUGUCGAGACAAAAAAGAUGAGCAUUUAGUAUCAUUGACCCUUUCAAUUCUCGAUUAUCAAGUCAAGAGUCAACUUCACGAGCAUCUGGGAUGGAAUAGACGUCUUCCUGUAGAUAUUAUUCUUGAACAAAUGAAGAUAUGUUCUAAGAAAAUUUUAAAUAAUCAGCCAAAAAUUUGCGAGGCGAUUUACAAAUAUAUUAAUGAGUCUCUGUCGCACGACGAUGAAAAGUCUAAGCAAGAAGUCAAAAAAAUAAAAGAUGAAUUAAAAAAUAUAAAGUGGAUUUUCUGUAAAGGCAAUUUCUAUGCAACAGAAAAUGUUGUUUUUAAUCUUUCGACGAAUUUUGUUAUACCAAUUAUUCAAUUGCCCGAUAAUUACCGAAAUAGCUUUUAUAAAGUAUUUAAACAGAUGGGGGUUCGAGAAAAAGCUGAGAUUUCCGAUUUCAUUAAAUUAAUCAAUAACAUUGCUCAUGAAGCAAAGAAUAAAGCAUUAAAUGAUGACAAUUUAUCCAAAACUAUUGCAAUCCUUAAUCAAAUCGGAAAGGAAUGUAAUAAAUCUAAUGAGAAAAAGACUGAUGAUUUGAAAGGUUUGCUUAUUCCAAGUACUAAUGCUAUUCUUUUCAGCCUUGAAGAAAUUAAUUUUGAUGACAUGGCCGGACUAAAUAAUGACGAAAAAGAAAACUACAAAUUUUCUCACCCCAAAAUAUCACUUGAGCUUGCUAGGGAACUUGGAAUUCAAAUGCUUUCUGAGACAUUUAUAGAAGGCAGUGAUAUUGAUUUUGAAAUCUAUGAACAAUCAGAAGAAUUUCUUCAGAAUGCUGAUGAUGCGGGAGCGCAUAAAUUUUCUAUAUAUAUCGAUGAGAGGCCAUGGCAUAAGAAGCCUGAUCAAUCCACACUCUUAUCUAAAGAAAUGAGUAUACGGCAAGGUCCAGCUAUUUGGAUCUACAAUGAUGCGAAGCUUGAAAAAAAAGAUUUUUCUUCAUUGAUUAGACUUGGCAUUGGAGGCAAAUCUGAAGAUGAUAGCAAAAUAGGUCGUUUUGGAAUUGGAAUUACUGCUGCAUAUUUUUUAACCGAUAUUUUAUCUAUUGUGAGCGGAAAACAAAUUGGUUUCCUUGAUCCUCAUGCAAAAUUUCUUCCAAGACGAUCUCGAGGAAUUGAGUUAAAUUUCCUUGACAAAAAACUUUUAAAUCGGUUUAAUGAUCAAUGUGAACCAUAUCUUGCUGUAGGUUGUGAUUUUAAACAAGAUUUUAACGGAACCUUGUUUAGACUGCCACUUAGAAGCAUUGAAUUAUCGAAACAAAGCUUAUUCUCACAACAUUCAGUAGGACAUGAAAAGAUUUUAGAAUACCUUUGUAAUUUGGAAGGUAAUCAUGAGAUUCUUUUUUUAAGAAACAUCGAAACAUAUAAUGUAUAUCGUAUAGAUAAGAAUGAAAACAAACGGUUGAUCUGGGAGGCGAAAAUUCAAGAUUUAAAAGAAGAUAUUAGGGACAUUCGUAGCAAAGUUAAUUAUGAACCACAAGUUUUUCAACUUAAUACAAGGAUCGACGCACAAAAAAAGAAGACCAUUUUUGAAGUAUGGCUUGUAUGUACAGGUGGAAUACCCAUAGUCAGGGACUCGGAGUUAUACAAAUUCUCAAAAAAUGAAAGAAUUACUGCACAUGGUGGUAUCGCUGCCAUUCUUACACGAUCAGAUAAUGAAUCCUUGAAAAAUCCUUUAGACUUAACAUAUCCGCCCGUUCUUCGCGGCAAAGAAUACGCGUCUAUUCCUUGUAAUAAUUAUACUAAAUUAAAUGUGCACAUAAAUGGCAAUUUUUUUUUAUCUAAGGAUAGAAUGGUUUUACAAAAAAAUGAUGCCUAUGGAAAGUGGAAUCAAUAUAUUUUAUUUGAAGUUCUCCCACCUUUACAUGUUAAAUUAUUGGGUGAAAUCGCCAGAAUAAGUUAUGAACAUUUCGAGAAUUCUAAUAUCAAACCCGAAAAUUUUAUUUCAUGUAUAACAAAAAAUUUUUGGCCAUUUGGUAAAGAUAUGCGGGUUCAUUUGGAUUAUUAUGAUUAUGCAUUAAGAGAUAUGGGGGUUCAUUUGGUUCAUUUGGAUUAUUAUGAUUAUGCAUUAAGGGUACUGCAAAAUCUUGGUGAAAGCAAAGUGUUCUGGACGGAAGCAGAAGGUGGCAAGUUUGUGUCAUUAAAUGAUGCAUAUUUCUCUGAAGAAAAUGAUCAUACUAUUGCAAAUAUUCUUGCUAGGCAUGGUAUUUCAACGGUAAAAGUGGACAAAGUCAUACUUGAUCAAUUGAAGAUGUCCCAAAUCCGAAAAGGAAAAUCUGAUAUAAACGUGAAGGAUCGACUUAUUGGCCCUGCAUUUGUUUAUAAAAAAUUACAAGAAAACAAUAAUAUUUUAAAAUCCUUUCAAGAUUCUACAGAACCUCAUAAAAAUGUUAUAAUUUUGUUAAAAUUUGUUUUACAAAAUGAUAAUUUAUAUCAAUCUCUAAUUGGAUUUCCAUUGGUGCCACUACAAGAUGGUUCUUUUGGUACUUUUGGAGAACGAACUUUUUAUAUUGCGAAGAAAAAAUAUCAAGAUUUAUUUCCAAUAUCUGGUCCUUCCCGUUUUAUUGUUGAUUUAGAUGAUGAACUUAGCAGUAUUUUUGAAAAGAAUGAUUUUUCAAGGAUUACAAAUAUAAAAAGACUUGACGCAUCAGGUAUUCUCGAUCUUUUGGCCGGAGAACUUCCUUAUAAACAGGAAAUUGAUUGUGAUCCUUCCUCACAAAAUAUUCCUAAUCGGCAAUGGCUAGAUAAUAUCUUAGAAAAGAUGAAAUGGGGCAUAGGAUUAGAAAUCGCAAAAUUAUCAGAAUAUCCAUUACUCCCUGUAAUUUUACCAAGCGGCAAACACAAACUUGUUCAAAUGAAUCCGUCAAGUCCUUUAUUGACUUAUCCAGAUAAUCCGGAUGAAAUUCUUGUGCGUGCUCUUAGAAACCUAGGAAUUUGUUUCACAGACAUAAAAUUUAAUAAAAAGAAUAUUAAUUCAGAGUUUUUGAAGAGAGGUGUACUUAACUGGAAUUAUUAUAAUAUAUUUGUGUCUAUUAAGAAAAAACAAGAAUCACAAAAUAUUUCCAUGGAGUCAUUUUUCAAAAAUGCAGAGUUGGAUGAAGAUGAAUUAAAUAAGCUUAGAGAGUUCAUUAAAGCUUUUAUCAAUUCUUCACGAGGGCAAGGAGCCGAUAAUAUUGAAGUCAUCCAAGAACUUCCUAUAUGGCCGAUUUACUCAUCAAGGAAGUAUGAAUAUAUUUCCGCAAAAAAGGGGAAAUUGCCUCCACAUAAUCUUCCCUGCUAUUCAUUUGAUAAAGAUUUAUUUAAUAUACAACAUGAAUAUUAUAGUGUUCUUACUUCACUUGGUGCUAGAACGUAUAAUGAAUUCGAUUAUGUAAAACAGUAUUACACUCCUGAUUCGAGAGUACGACCAACACAAGAAGAUGUAGAAUUUCUUGAAAAAAUUCUUUUACUUAAAGAUAAGAAUAUUAUGGAUUAUCUUGAGAGUUUUGAAUCGAUUCCAAAUAAAACUCUUGAAGCAUUUGUGAAGGCCGAUGCUUUAUACAAUGCGGAUGAAGAAUUUUUCACUCAAAUAUUUGAUGAGAACAAAUUUCUCCCUUUAAAAUUACAAAAUAAUCCCGGUUGUCUUUAUGCUUUAUCAAGGAUAGGACUCAAAUUGAACAUCAGCAGUAGUAACGCAUAUACUGAAUGUGCUCGUGAAAUUGAAUUGAAAAUUAAUGAAAUUGGCAAUCCUAGUGAUGAUAAAAUUAGGCCUAUUGCAAUGGAGUUAGCAGGACUUAUUUUCCGUAAGUUGAAACCCGUAAAGGGGUUGGAUCAACUUACCAAAAUAAAAUUUGUUCCUUCUAAGAAACUUCCGGAUCCUUACGGCACGACGGCUGUUCAUACUUCGGGAUAUGAGUCAUUUAAUUCUUUAUACUCAGAUAAAUAUCGAAAUAUAUGCUGGACUCAAGCAAAGUUUUUUGAUGAUGAUGUUGCAUACUCUGGACAAUCUCCAAAAAUUGAAAUGGUUAUUGAGCAUUGGAAUUAUUUGUUUGUUGGAAACAUUUUUCAAAAAGCAAACUGGAAAAGUAGUACCAUACAUAAAAUUAUGGAAGAUAUUUAUCAAUUUGUGUGGAAUUUUUUGAAAAAAGAAGAUGGAACUACAAAACUUGAAUUAAAAAAUCUGCGUUUUUUAAAUGGUGAUGAUCCUUUCGAUCCCGAUUGUUGGGUUUCGGGUAAUAAACUAGUCUUUGGCAUUCAAAAUGAUAAAGAAGGUGAUUUAUUUAAAGUAAAUAGUCGUUUGGAGCCAUUUAAAGAAUUAUUGAUAGCUGCAGGCACAAUGAAUAUAGAUAAUGAAAUAGAAAUUAAUAAGAUACCAGCCAAUCAUUCGCAGAAAGAUGAGUUGAUUAAACAUUUAAUCAAGUGCUUGAAUGAAGAGCCUAAUCUUCAUGACGUUAUAUUUGAAAUUGGAAGUGAUAAGAUUGGCGCAAAUCGCUGUGUUCUAUCAUGUGUUGCGGAUUACUUUGAUUGGAAUUUUUCCGAAAAUCCCAUAAAAAUUGAUAACAUUCAACCGAACAUAUAUAAAGUACUGUUGAGAUGGCUUUACGGUAUGCCAUAUUCGGAUGCUAUUAAAGAAAUUUUCGGCAAGGAGCUUUCUGGACAAGAUUAUUUAGACUUUAUGCUUGAAUUUCUAAAAGUAUCGUAUAAAUAUCAACCAUUGAAAAGCAUAAUUCAAAAUGAAAUCGUGGAUAAGAGUUCUCUUAUAAACGAAACUAAUGUGAAGAUUGUGAGAGAUUUGAGCGACGACUGUAAUGCAGAACUGCUUAAAGAAUACUGUGAAAAAUACAUCGAAAAAAAUAGAGAUAUCAUAGACGCAAUUAGCACUUCACAAAGUACAAACGUUUCCCAGAAUUCACUGUCUAGUGAAAAUUUUCUGGAUUAA